Molecule: messenger RNA, 2585 nt
Organism: Megachile rotundata (alfalfa leafcutting bee)
Lineage: Eukaryota; Metazoa; Arthropoda; Insecta; Hymenoptera; Megachilidae
Source: RefSeq, a predicted model, not a curated record
AAAAUUAAUGUUUUUUUUUAUAUGUUCAAGUGAAUAAAUUUCAUCUCAGAAGGCUUGUUAAAGAGGUAAAUUUAUCUGGAACCAGAAUUUCGCCCAAAAUUAAUUUUUUAUAUUGAAAAUUUUAAAGUGGAUUUUCAUGUAAAAAAUUCUAGUAAACAGGUAAACCUACCUGGAACAAAAAAUAUUAGCCAAAAUUAAUGUUUUUUUUUUAAUUUUCAAGGGGACAAAUUAAAUCUCAGAAGGUUUGGUAAAUACAUAAAUCUAUCUGAAACCUUGACCUAAAAUUAAAAUGUAUCCAUUAACCGACGAUAAUUCUGAAUAUUUGUGAUGAAAGAGAAUAAUAAACAGUUUGGGAUAACAGCAGUUUAUUAGACAUUGAUAUACAGUGGAUAAUAAGGUCAAUUAGGUGGAUAGGUGAUGCUUGUCGUACACAACAAGAUCGUUGACCAAGCAAACAUCGUCACAUCGUCGAGCGAAUCUUUUAAACAGUCCAUCUCCCUUCGUUCUUAUAAUCGCCAACAGAGCUUCGCGCACACGUGUACAUACAUAUACAUAAUUUAUAUAGAAUUCUCACCUAUUUGUAUAUAGAUAUAAAUGUAUUCUCGUUUGUAAUUACGUACAGUGCAUAAAGGAUAGAUUACCUCGAAGCACUCGAGGCACUCUCUAAAUCGUUAACAAUCUCAAUACUUUUUUUUGGAAGACGUGGGACUUUGUUGUUCUUCACCUUACAUCGCCAUCAACUUAGAUCUACUAAUUAACGAUAAUGAGGUCAGGGUUGUUGGCCCUGGUUUAUCUGUGUGACAAAUCACGAGGAAAGGAAUUGACCAACGUGAAUUAUUACUUGUGCCAAUUUCUCCAUUCUGUACAACGUUGACGUAACUAGAAAACUGGGGUGAAACUGACUCAUAAUUAUUGAAAUACGAAAACAAUAAAAAUCUUGUGUUAAUAAAAAUAUUUGGGUGAAAUAUCAUUUACAAAGAGUGCAAUAAUAUUCUUAGUGUAGCUCAAAAUAAAAAUACGUUUUUUGUAGUGAUAUUUGAUAUUUUUAGUGAAGUCACUCACCCCAGAGGAGAAUUCUAGUUACACCAAUGUGAGUGCAUCUCUAAUUGACAAUGAAAGUGUGCAACGGUGCAUAGUGUGUUAAUCAAAGGUGUAUAAAAACAAAUAAAUAGUUAACGUAAUUCUUCAACAACUAAAUGUGUAAUAAUAUAUAUACUAAAUUAAACUUAACAAUUUAUAACGGUGCAUCUGAGUGCAACAAAGUGUGCCGCAAAACCAUUAAUUCGUCGAAAGUCAGCCAUUCAGUCGGCAGUAUACGACUGUAUGUGAAAAAAAGAGUGUCUUCUUUUGCAGGUAUCAGUAUCAUGGUCAGACGUUCUUCAAAAAUACAUAUCUCGAUCUCUGUCUCCCGUCAACCUUCAUAUCCAACGAUCUCACCUUACGGAACAGGAAUAUUAACGCUACGAAUUACACGAAAACGAAAUUCCCCGUUGGCUCGUUUACCUGAAUUCUACACAAUAUUUCUUCUUCUUCGAACGAAACUCGGCUCGGUAAAAGUCGACGGGAAAAAUAGAACAUAGGUAAAUUCGUAGAUUUACAAUAAAUAGAUUUACGCAUCUCUUAUUAAUAUACACCUAGAUAUCGUUUAGUAAUUACUUACGCUUAGAUUCAUCCUCUUUUGUUAACUCGAUGAGCGUGAAUCGAAAUAGAGUCGUUCUUAGAGUGUUUCUUUCUUUAUCUUUUCUUGUCGAACAGAUUGCUAUUUUUUCGUCGGGCGAAAAUGAACAACAGAAAUCAUAGUUUAUCGUUUAUUCGAUGAAAGGAGGAUGACAAGCUAGCGAUCAAAUUGUUUGAAAAAUACCGUGUCAAUGUGUAACUCGUUCUUAAAACUAUGAAACUAAUCACUAAGAAGACGAGACUUUUCAACGAGAGUAGAAAGGUAAUCGACGAACUAAAUGACAACCGUUCGCACGAAUACUUGAAAAAGCAUGUACUUUCAUGGGUUUGUGUUUUCGUAUUUUAAAAUCUCAACGCUAAAUAUAUAUAUAUAUUUAUAUAUAUAAUAUACGCUUUGUUCUUCAUAUAUUUAUAUCUUUUUUUUCCCUUCAAAUACAUUUAUACCUUUUCUUGCAAGUUUCCUAUGUAAUAUAUAUUUAUUUAUAUUAUUAAAUAUUACUCUCCGUUCGGUGAUAAUUCAACAGUAAAUAAUAACGUUUGAAUGCGGGCCAUUCCGUUCUAUACUCUUGCAAACAAUCGAUAACAAAUAUAUUUAACAAAGGAUUGCGUGCAUUGGUGACUAGAGGAGUUUUAUUCUAUACUCGAAUUUCGAUAGAAAUGUUCUUUUGUACUUUGUCGUUCGUGAGAGAACGAUGACUUCGAAUUUGUAAAAUUAUUAAAUUAUUUUGUGAGUAAUUGUGAAUAUUUUUGGAUUGUUUUAAUAUGUUGGGCAGAAGUGCCCGGAGGAUAGUCCACGGGCACUGGAUGGGCACGGUGUUUGCAGAGAUAUUUGCAGACUUUAUUUAUAUUUUUUAAUUUACAAAUUUGGAAAUUUGGAAAUGCAGGGGGUUGAGAAUUUGGAGAAUUGA